UGUCACUUUUCUUGUUCUUCCUCACAAACAAAACUAUAUUGUUGUACUUCCAAUUGAUCUCUGUAUUUUAUUGUUAAAAAGAAACCAUGAGGUACAUUUGCCGGACUUGCUCGCGAAUGGCCGAUCCCUCGGCAGCCAAGAACCUAUUCGAGCCGUCUAAUUCUUCCGUUUUGCGACAAAUUGAGACAUUGACCAAUUUAAAGCUAAAAGAAGACGACAAGUGGCCCAGGUUCAUGUGCCAAGAUUGCCAGCAUGACCUGCAGAUUGCCAUAGAGUUUCGCACAGCUUGUAUCGAGGCACAGGAGCUUCUCGAGCUGCAGCUGAAGCAGGUGAAACAAGAGGAAGAGGCUUUCGAGAGCCUGGCGGAGCAAUGGCUGGAUGAUUGCCCCCAAGAAUUCGCCAACCCCUCCGCGGUGCCAGAGGUUGAUGAAGACAAAGAUUCCAUAAUUGUAAAGGAGCUAAAUGAUUAUGUUGAAACGGUGUCAGCGACCACAUCCCACAAAAAUCAACUCCUUUCAGUGGACACCGAUUCUGUGGUUCCGGAUUUACUGACGGAUAGCCAGAUGUCAGAUGAGAACUUUGAACUCAUGUUCUCGCCGAAAACUAACCCUCAAAGUCGUAAAGAGAGUGAAGUCGUUGAUAACCCAGAUACCUCAAGUCACACCUGCAGCAAAUGUGGUCUGGAAUUCGACAAUCUGGACGAGCUUUCGACACACAAGUAUCACUUGCACGACGUACCACUAAAUACCAAGUUCGUUUGUGGUCACUGCAGCGAGGGCUUCCGAUCGGCAGCCGCCCUCACUAGGCACUGCAAUAUGAUUUCUCUUCCACUGACGCACGCGUGUACCAAGUGCAGCACCAAAUUCCACAGCAAAAUCCUGCUAGAAACCCACGAGGAACGAUGUCAGAAGCCGCUGGAGACGGCGCACGUGUGCCACAUCUGCGGCAAGCGGCUGACCACGGCCUUCAACCUGAAGAAUCAUCUGGUGCGCCAUGCAGGCACUCGACCGCACAAGUGCGAGCAGUGCGAUGCGUCCUUCUCAGCCGCCGCGGAGCUCAAUUCACACCGGAAAACUCAUACGUCGGAGCGUCCAUACGCCUGUCGAUACGACUGUGGGAAAACCUUCAGAUUUUGCAGCGCACGCAGCAUGCACGAGAGAAUUCACAUGGACGCUAGCAAACGUAUCUACCAGUGCGAGUAUUGCCCCAAAUCUUAUGUAACCCCAAGCGACUGCAGGACACACCAGAAGUAUCACAAUUUGACUCGUGAUUUCAGUUGCGACCCUUGCCGAACCAGCUUCAAGACCCUCAAACAUUAUAAAUCGCAUCUCAAAUCAAAUACUCACAAGACAAUUGAGGCUCGGAUCAGAGCUGCUAAAAAAUAGUAAU
This is a messenger RNA of Drosophila ficusphila, 1389 nucleotides long. Its product is annotated as transcription factor Ouib. Bases 87 to 1385 code for a protein of 432 amino acids. The transcript is spliced from 5 exons. Gene Ontology annotation, cellular component: nucleus. Gene Ontology annotation, molecular function: zinc ion binding. Lineage: Eukaryota; Metazoa; Arthropoda; Insecta; Diptera; Drosophilidae. The record is from RefSeq and is a predicted model, not a curated record.